UCCGCUUUAGUCUUGCGCUGUCUUGUGCCUACUUUGCCGCGGUCGCAAAUCUAGAAGUCGCCUCUCGAUAUCUGGAAUAUUCAAAAUGAUUGUUCCUAUCCGUUGCUUUUCUUGUGGCAAGGUCACCGGCGACCUCUGGGAGAAAUACAUGUCACUUCUUAGCGACGGCAUGGAAGAAGCUGAAGCACUCGAUAGUGUCGGUCUUCAGCGUUACUGCUGCCGCCGUAUGAUCCUCACCCACGUCGACCUGAUCGAGAAGCUCCUCAAGUACAACGCCAGCGAACGAGAACAAGCCCGUGCGGCCCGCGGAGGCCGGUAGUCGCCAGACGAUGUAAACGAACAACUUGGAGUUUGGGUCGGGCAUGCAUUUUCAUGGCAGGGCGUUUUUUAGGAUGAAACACAUUAGUUUGCGCCGGGAGGCUUUUCAAAUAUGGCUUAGAAAUUUCAUGGCAUGAAGCGUGAGAGCGGCACGAGGGCCGUGUUGAGCCAGUUACACGCCCAAUAGGAUCUAUACAAGCCAUCUCAGACAUUUGAUAUCUCAAACUAGC
Molecule: messenger RNA, 548 nt
Organism: Exserohilum turcica Et28A
Lineage: Eukaryota; Fungi; Ascomycota; Dothideomycetes; Pleosporales; Pleosporaceae
Exons: 4
Coding region: 86-319 (77 amino acids)
Biological process (GO): transcription by RNA polymerase II; tRNA transcription by RNA polymerase III; transcription by RNA polymerase I
Cellular component (GO): RNA polymerase III complex; RNA polymerase I complex; RNA polymerase II, core complex
Molecular function (GO): DNA binding; DNA-directed RNA polymerase activity; zinc ion binding
Source: RefSeq, a predicted model, not a curated record